Molecule: messenger RNA, 753 nt
Organism: Polistes canadensis
Lineage: Eukaryota; Metazoa; Arthropoda; Insecta; Hymenoptera; Vespidae
Exons: 2
Coding region: 83-514 (143 amino acids)
Source: RefSeq, a predicted model, not a curated record
AAGCCAUCCACUAAAAUGAAAGAGCAUCAUUCGGUCCUAGUUUACCAGAGCAGCAGCCUCCCAAAUCCUCUAAGCAGACAUCAUGAAGUACUUUGCUACUGUCGUUCUUUUGGCUAUGUUUGCUGUUGCUUCAACGCACGCGGAAGUUAUACGUUCAGAAGAGAAAAACGAACUGUCACCUGAAAAUGCGGAAAAAAACAUACAAUCAGUUAUACUAGAAAAAAGAUCGCUUAAUGGAGAUAUUGAGGGAAAAAUUGCUGCUUCUGAAGCUAAGGAAAAACGUACAGAAUUGACUGAAAGAAACAAGAGAACUGCUGUAUUCCACACUGCAGCACCAGUUGCCUACACUGCUUAUUCCUCACCCUAUACUUAUGCCCGAAAUUAUGUCUACCCUUACGUAGCUUCCCCUUAUGUAGCUUCUCCUUAUGUAGCUUCCUCUUAUGUAGCUUCCCCUUAUGUAGCUUCCCCUUAUCGUUCUUACCCCUACAUCUACAACAGCCCCUACUACUUUUAAAUUAAUCUCUAAUAUGAACAUACGAAUAUUGUGUUCAUAAUAAUCACGUGAAAGAAACUAAUUUCGGGAUAACACGACUAGGCAUAUUAUAAAAAGUGUAUAUUGUUCUUCUUAUUCCUCAUUAGAUUCCCUUAAUGUGGCGAAUUAAGAUUUACUUUUUAUUUAAUUGAGGAUUAAGUAAGUCAAUUGACGAUGUAUGUAGUUUAAUUUGAUCUUUAAAUACAAACGGUUAUAUCGAA